This is a messenger RNA of Atta colombica, 402 nucleotides long. RefSeq lists its product as uncharacterized. The record is from RefSeq and is a predicted model, not a curated record. NCBI's taxonomy places the organism in Eukaryota, Metazoa, Arthropoda, Insecta, Hymenoptera, Formicidae. Bases 1 to 402 code for a protein of 133 amino acids. The transcript has 2 exons.
AUGAACAACGCGAUUUUCGGCAAGACCAUGGAGAAUGUGCAUAACCAUUUUAAUGUGCAACUCGUAAUGCGUUGGGAUGGAAGAUACAGUAUAGAGACAAUGAUCACAAAACCAAAUUUUCACAGUAGAAGCGUUUUUUCCGAGAACAUGGUCGUGAUAGAAAUGCGGAAAGUGAAGUUUGACAAACCGAUAUACCGAUACGGCCCAUGCAUGCUUACUCAACACGUCGAUAACGGUAAAAAUGUAGUGAUAACCUUUGUUGAAUCGUGUGUAAGGGCGCAUUUUUAUUACAUCAGCCUGCCUUUUCAAGAUUUUUUUUCUCAAACAUUUUUUUGUCAUGGUGUGCAAAAAAUGUUAGAAAUAUCUUACGCAAACGUUGAUCAAUAUUUCGACAUUGACUAA